Messenger RNA from Plasmodium gonderi, 2184 nucleotides. RefSeq names its product delta tubulin. Gene Ontology annotation, cellular component: microtubule; cytoplasm. The transcript has a single exon. The record is from RefSeq and is a predicted model, not a curated record. Gene Ontology annotation, biological process: microtubule cytoskeleton organization; mitotic cell cycle. Lineage: Eukaryota; Apicomplexa; Aconoidasida; Haemosporida; Plasmodiidae. Bases 1 to 2184 code for a protein of 727 amino acids. Gene Ontology annotation, molecular function: GTP binding; structural constituent of cytoskeleton.
AUGACAGUCCUUAGCGUUCAGAUUGGGCAGUGUGGGAACCAAUUGGGGCGAUCAUUCCUAGACACAAUUUAUAACCACAUAUGUUCUUCGAAGAAUGAAAGCUUCAGAAGUAAAUUGACAGAUAUGUAUUUUGAUGAAGAGUACCAAUAUGGCAAUAACAUUUUUCCAAUUAUAGAAUAUGAAGAUUACAGCAACACAAGGAGAUCAAUUGUAAGCGAAAGUAACAAUGUGAUGUGCUUAAGUAAUUACAUAGCUAGAUGUAUUUUAAUUGACAUGGAACCCAAGGUUAUUGAAAAGUGCCUUUACGGAGACAUUUCUGAACAUAGAGUUGUUGAUAAUAUGAACGAGUACAGGACGAAGAAAAAGAAAGAAAUGUGUGAUAACAUUGAGGAUGCCGAAUCACAACAAAAGUAUGUUUGUGGAAUGGAAGAAUACUAUGAACCGUCCAACAAUUUGUUGAAAAUAUUUAAGCAAGACAAAUCCGUGGAGGUAUGUUCCAACACUGUAUCUUGUGAUAAUCGAAAAGAGGAGUCAUGCGAAUGUUCACUAUCAGGGCAGUUAUGUGGGCAUAUGGGCAUCGGAUCAGAAAGGACAAAUGCAAGACGCAAGCGAGAAUACACUGUAAACACAUGGAAGUAUAACAACAGAAGUUUCAUUUAUGGCCUGAACGGGUCAGGUAAUAAUUGGUCAUACGGAUUUAAUGUGCAUGCAAAGAACAUAUGUGAACAUUUCUUAAAUUUGAUGAAUAAGGAAAUGGAAAAAAAUGAAAGUAAAGAAAAUAUUGACAACAUAUUGUUGUUCCAUAGUCUAGCUGGUGGAAGUGGAAGUGGGAUAAGUUCUUACAUUUCUUAUCUACUCAAAGAUGAAUAUCCCAAGGUUAAUUUAUUUAAUGUUUGUGUUUUACCUUACAUGUUCGGAGAAAUAAGUGUUCAGAGUAUGAAUUCGAUACUUUGUUUAUCAUCUUUAUAUGACGUGUCAGAUGGAAUAGUUCUUUUCGAAAAUGAUAAAUUUGAGUUAAUGUGCAAAAGAAUAAAUAAUGAAAAUAUAAACACAGACGAGAUAAACAGGUACAUUAGUCUAUUUUUGGCUUACACUAUAGGAUUGCCUGUUGAUUUUUCAAACCUACCAUGUGCAGGUGGAAGUGCACGUACAAGUGCAGGUGGAAGUGCACGUACAAGUGCAGGUGGAAGUGCAAGUGCAAGUGCUAGCACAAGUGGGUAUAAUAAAUAUACCAAUGUUAUGAAUUCCGUGUUACGAGAUUUAUGUUGUCAUCCAAAUUAUAAAUUAUUAACAGCUCGUUAUCUACCCCAAGUAUUUGAAGAAAAUAUGAAAUUCGAACAGAACUCGUUCAAUAUGCUACUUAAACGUAUGCACAAAAUGUUGAUAAGUGGUCGUGUUCUGGAUUAUGACAUUCCAAAUAAUAGAUGUACAGCUCCCGGUGUUGCAAGCGCUUAUUAUGCAACGGAAAAUUUUAAUGUGGAUCCAUAUUUUGUUCGCUUAUCAUCCAGAGACUUACGUAACAGUUGUGCUUUUUUGAAACAGAUUCAUAUACCUAUAUAUUUACGAGAAUCUAUAAGUAAAUCUUAUUUAAUUUCACAACAAAAUUCUAUGCUUUUGAAAAAAGGAGUAAAAAAUUAUUCCAUUCGCGGACAGACAAAAAAUUAUGCCCCUACAGGAGGAGGAUCCAUAUCCACUACAAAUACUUCAACCGUAAUCAAUAUGUCUAACAUGAAGAAUAGAGGAUCUUCUCCUAUCGAUGUUCCGAAUAGAACACAUCAUCAUUUGGUUGGGUCAUCCGAUGUACAAAUAACUAAUGGUACGCACUUUCUGCACAACAAUGUAGUGUUUUCUUCCAAAAUGAUGAUGCGAGGUGAAAUACAAGAAAAUAUUAACUUUGAUUUAUUUAAGAGUCAUGUCUUGUACAGUAACAAAUCGUUAAAUCCGAUAGAAGUGUACAUUGAUGACAGUAAAGAAUUUUCCUAUAACAGCUUAUCCAUGAUAUCAAACUGCUUGACCCCUAUACCAACGUUGAAGAAAAUUCUGGAAAAUGCAAAGAUGUUAUACGGUUCAAAUGCGUACAUGUAUCAGUAUAAUGCUUAUGGGGUGUCUCACGAUCAAGUUCACACUUCUCUCAUGGCCAUUGAGCAGGUGAUCAGUUCAUAUGAAAGUUUUUCCAGCGACUAG